Octopus sinensis (East Asian common octopus) is the source of this 1605-nucleotide messenger RNA. RefSeq names its product beta-1,3-galactosyltransferase 5-like. The record is from RefSeq and is a predicted model, not a curated record. Gene Ontology annotation, cellular component: membrane. Bases 178 to 1284 code for a protein of 368 amino acids. Lineage: Eukaryota; Metazoa; Mollusca; Cephalopoda; Octopoda; Octopodidae. The transcript is spliced from 2 exons. Gene Ontology annotation, molecular function: hexosyltransferase activity.
AGACAACACGGCUUGACAUUGAUAUUUCCGGCAUAUCGAAUUGGAAAACAGAGAAUGAUGUUAGAAUGGAGAGAACUUUAUUAUAAUUUUUUCCAGGACUCUUGAGAUAUUUUACCCUUUUCUAUUUUCUUACCAAUUUUCAAUGCUGAUCUCUUUCUUGGUACCAGGGUCCUCAACAUGAAGCCGAUUUAUAAACGGAUCAGUAUGUUCAUAAUUCUGUUCUUUUUCUGUGCUGUUGCCUAUUAUUUUGGCUACACAUCUGUUCUAACAAAAGACGGUUCCAGGAAUUUGCACUUACCUGACUCCGUUCUUAAAGCAUUAACUUCAAAUUGGCAAAAACUUUCGCAGUCGAAAUUGGUGAAACUUAACGCCACGGCAUCAAAGACAAUGGCUACCUCAACUAGUGAAAUAGUAAAAGCCAUAAAAACUGCAGCGUUAUCAAAACAAAUUAAAAAUUCUUGUAAAAACUGCGUUCCAAACAACAUUCCAAUUAUUGUAGAGAACCGAGAUAUUUGCAAACGCCACAAGGAUCCGUCAAUUCAGUUGGAUUUGUUUGUUAUAAUUUUCACUCAGUUCAAAUUGAAAAAGCAACGGGACACCAUUCGCAACACUUGGCUGAAUCACUCAAGAAAUAACACUUCGAACGUUCGUUAUGCAUUUGCGUUCGGUCGGCUUCCCACCGACGCAGAUGACACAAUGUUGUCGAAAGAAGCAAACAUAUACAAAGACAUCGUUCAGGCGGAUUUCAAGGACAGUUACCGGAAUUUGACCUUUAAAACAAUAACAAUGCUUGGUUGGGUGAGCAGACAUUGCCCUCACGUGAAACACGUGAUGAAAACAGAUGAUGACAUGUGGGUUAACAUACCGAGAAUAAUUGAAACAUUCAAAGAGCAACCCCUACAUAAGACUGUUGCCGGCUGCUGUCCUUUGUCGGCGGGCCCUAUACGUUCUAAAGAGUCCAAAUGGUACGUUUCCUAUGAAGAAUACUCCAGAGACUCAUAUCCUGGCUUCUGUUCAGGAACUGGGUACGUGAUGGAUUUAUAUACUGCCACUAACAUUCACAAUGUCUCAGUAUACGUGCCUUUUCUCUAUUUAGAAGAUGUGUACAUAUCUUUGUGUAUAGAGUAUCUGGGAAACGGUUUUCAUUUACAGCCAAUUCAUGGGUUUUAUAAUUCUAGAUACAAUACAAACAAUUUGUGUGAUUUCCGUACGUCGGUAUUAACCAGUCAUUAUAUGUCCAUAAAUGCAAUACAAGACAUAUGGAAUGCUAAAUGUAAGAGAUAGAGAGAGUUGUGUGUGUGUGUGUGUGUGUGUAUGUGUGUUUGGAGAGGUCUUGCAUUGGUUUUUUUUUUUUAAAUUGGAAUCUAGGACAUUGUGAUUUUAAUUUCAGACAAAGAAUCGGACAGGUACAGUAUAAACGAAAUCGUUUCAUUUCUUUAAUCAGAUAUUCUCAUUAUUUCUCAAAUUAUCUCAAACAUGAAAUUGUUUGAAAUUCUGUGAUUAUUAUUUACCAGACACAAAAGAGAAAAAGAAAAAAAAAAAAAAACAAUAAUAGAAACGCCGAAAGUAACCGUGGGCGCAAACUGAUGGUAAAUUUCUGACAAC